GAGCUCAACAACAGCCGCCCCGCCAGGCAGGUCCGCCGUCUGGAGUUCAACCAGGCCAUGGAGGACUUCAAGACUAUGUUCCCCAACAUGGACUACGACAUCAUCGAGUGCGUCUUGAGGGCCAACAACGGCGCCGUGGACGCCACCAUCCCGGUCCCGUCCCCGCUUCGCUGCCACACGCAGGGAGGGGCCCAGCCCAGUGGGGAGCGUUUCCCCAGCUCGCCCUCACCCCAUCCUUUCGCCCUGCAGAUCUUGGAGCGCACCCUGGAGCCGGACAGCUCGGAUGAGGAGCCCCCUCCUGUCUACUCUCCUCCCGCCUACGAAAGCCAGACGUUUGGCAGCCCCUACCCUCGCGCGCCACCCACCCCACCGCCCAGGACGGAUGUGCUGGGGCCCGGCAGCACCCCGGUGACCAGGCGCUACAGGAACUGGAACCCACCGCUCCUGGGCAACCUCCCCGAGGAUUUCCUCCGCAUCCUGCCCCAGCAGACCGCAGGCACACAGGUGCUGGCAGAGCCUGAACUGGAGAGCAGUUUUGCCAUGAUUGCUACUUCCCUGUCACCACACUCCAUCCUGGCAAGCCUGCAGCCAGCUGUUCGCCUGGUGCCGCUGAGAGGGCUCAAGGAUCGCUUGAAAUAUGAGUCAAAAAAGUCCAAGUCAACCAGUGUUGCUGUCAGCAACGACUUUGGUUUCUCCUCCGUAAUAUCAGGUGACGUAGCCCCGUCUGUAACCAGCGAGGCCGGCGGUGCCGUGUCUGAUGAUGCCUUAUUCAGAGACAAACUGAAACACAUGGGAAAAUCCACGCGCAAGAAGCUCUUUGAACUCGCUAGAGCCUUCUCUGAGAAGACGAAGAUGAGGAAAUCGAAAAGAAAACACUUGUUAAAGCACCAAGUGCUGGGGACGGCAGCUUCCACGGCAAAUCUUCUCGAUGAUGUCGAAGGACAUUCAUGCGAUGAAGACUUCCAAGCACGGAGGCAGCAGCUGCGAGAGGAGGAGACGCUGAAGGAAGGGCAGUAA
This is a messenger RNA of Eurypyga helias (sunbittern), 1017 nucleotides long. RefSeq names its product CUE domain containing 1 (gene CUEDC1). Lineage: Eukaryota; Metazoa; Chordata; Aves; Eurypygiformes; Eurypygidae. Gene Ontology annotation, molecular function: ubiquitin binding. The annotation marks the transcript as partial. The transcript is spliced from 9 exons. The record is from RefSeq and is a predicted model, not a curated record.